Molecule: messenger RNA, 3088 nt
Organism: Elgaria multicarinata webbii
Lineage: Eukaryota; Metazoa; Chordata; Lepidosauria; Squamata; Anguidae
Gene: RNF25
Product: ring finger protein 25
Exons: 10
Coding region: 6-1535 (509 amino acids)
Biological process (GO): protein ubiquitination
Cellular component (GO): nucleus
Molecular function (GO): protein binding; ubiquitin protein ligase activity
Source: RefSeq, a predicted model, not a curated record
GCAAGAUGGCGGCGGCCGGUGUUGGAGGGGAGCAAGAGGGAGCGGCGGAUUGGGCUCUACCUUCAGAGGUGGAAGUCUUGGAGUCCAUCUACUUGGAUGAGCUGCAGGUGUCCAAAGGAAAUGGCAGGUCUAUGCCCUGGGAAAUUUCCAUCACCCUACAUCCAGCAACUGCAGAGGACCAAGACUCUCAGUAUGUGUGCUUCAAUCUUGUGCUGUCUGUGCCUCGUAAGUAUCCAAAUGAAGUGCCAGAGAUAGCCAUUCUGAAUCCUCGAGGGCUGUCUGAUGAGCAAAUCCAAAAGAUUUCACAGACAUUACAAUGUGUUACUGAGGCCCGACUGGGUACAGCUAUGCUGUAUGAGCUAAUAGAGAAGGGAAAGGAAAUCCUUACCGACAACAACAUCCCUCACGGGCAGUGUGUAAUUUGCAUGUACGGCUUUCAGGAGAAUGAAGCUUUCACCAAGACUCCAUGCUACCACUACUUCCAUUCACGUUGCCUUGCCAGUUAUAUAGAGCACAUGGAGGAGGAGAUUCGCAUACAGAGGAAGGAAAAAGUACAGCCUUUGACACUUAUGCCAAAAGAGGAAAUUGAAGUGCAGUGCCCUGUGUGCAGAGAGCCUCUGGUAUAUGACCUUGCUACGCUGAAAGCAGCAGCACCUCCACAGCAACUAAUGGAGAUGUACCAACCUGACGCACCGACACUGCUACACAGAGAGCAACUGCGCCUGAUCUACCAGAGACAACUGGAGAAAGGAGGCAUUAUUGACACUGAAGCAGAGAGAAAUCGCUACUUCAUUAGCCUGCAAAAGCCCUCAGGUGCUACUGAUCGUGAACAUACAGCCAUUUCAGAAAAUGUUGUAAUUGCCGAGAAGGAACUGAAGCCACCAGCAACCUCAGAACAUACUCAGGGAACUGCAAAGGCUGUUCCAGUGAGGCAUGAGCCUGAAAAAACAGAGAGACCGUGUAUUACCUUAGAUCAUCAUAGCAAGAGAGAGAGGACUCGAGGCGAGAAACCAUCUUUACGAGGCCCCGGCUGGCAACUGCAUUACAAGUCGCUAGAGAUACCAGCAGAAACCCGCCUCCUCACUGUUGAGGGAGAAUCCAGAGCCUUCAGUAGAAGACCCAACUGGAGGAAAGAGAGAGGGCAGUGGAGCUCCGGGAGAUACAACCAAGACUUUCAAAAAUCCUGUCGUGGAGACCAGUUGCCUUCAUUCACAAAUAAAAAAGAGCUGUGCGCUAGCAGCAUCUCACCAGCCAGAGAGGGGACUUAUUUGAAAGAGGAGAACAACAUCGUAAGGACACCAGCACAGAAAAGUGAAGUCCAAGACAGAGAGGAAGACAAUGUGGAGGUUAGCCGUAGUGAGCUGAGAGGGUCAGCCAAGUGGCAGGGGCAGUAUGUGAUGCAGGAUGGCAGACGAUGGGAAAAGACCAGGAGCAGAGAACAUGGAUCUUAUCCUAAAAUGCCAAGGGGCCGGGGGCGGUCCAGACCGAACUCAAGGAGAGAGCCACACUGCCAAGGGACUGAGGGGGGCUCCUAGCAGGCAGGAGUUGAGGUUUAAGGGGCAUUUUCAAGGGGAGAACAGUGACUGUCCGUCAACCAUCAGCCUCUGAAUUAUCUUAGGGAAAAGUGGAGCUGUCUUGGAAAUUCUCCUCCUGGGCAUGGGUGGUCUACAUCUUGUGGAGUAGUGUGAGCUUUGUAAGGGAUAUGCUGGUUUUUGGAAAUCAGAAUGCUGUGUAGGGACUGUGGUAACUAAUAACUACAAUGGGCAAUAAAAGAUAGCCAAGCACUGGUGGACAUGAAUAAAUUGUAGGUCUUCUAGCAAAUCAGCAUUGUUGCAGAUGCGGGGAGGUUAAAUACCUUAACUAAAAGGGCAGGCUUGAAAAAUAUAGUAUUAAAUAUAAGACGUUUGAAAAUAUGCUGUUAAAAACACCAGAGGGGAUACACAUCUCCCUAUUUUCUAUCCAGGGUAUGGAUAUGACUUGCCAUAUUUCUUGCCAUUAACUGUGUCACUGGUGCUAAACAUGGCAUGAUGAUAGCAUUGAUAUCUGUGAAAUGAUGUGCUUGAGUCAACAUAGACUUAGCAACAAUUCUAUAUCAGGUUUGGUUACGGGCUAUACAACAGAAGGUCCUAUGUUGAAUCCCAGAAAGCUGUUGUGGGAUUUGCUGACAAUUAACCAGAAGGCCCUUAACUUACUAGGUGAUGAAAUGCUUGCUCUCCUCAUAUCUGGGGUAGCUGGAUUUCGAGAUAAGACUCUUUGCGCAAGUCCUUCAGUGCCAGUUUAUCAGAAGCUGCAGAGACAACACUGAGGCUCUUCUCUUUGCUUUUUAUCACAAAUGUGACUGAUAUCCAACAAUGAUCCCUUGACUGUGAUAUGAUCUCUAGCAGUAUUUGAACCUCAGUCUAGGACUCUGUUUUGGAUCCUGUCAUCUUUGGUCCAAGUAUGUUCUGUCCAACCUUGGAGUUAGAGGAAUCAUGCCGUACAAUCUUUUUUUGUGUGUCUUAUAACCUUGCAUGUAUGCACACACACUCUCUUUAUGAAAGUGGGAGAUACCCUUAUACCAAUCCUGUCAUUUUUCUUAACAAAGUGUAGCCUUGCCUUCAUAGAUGCUUCUGCUCAGAGGGCCAGUCUGCAGCAGUUUUGUGUGUGUGCAAAAAUUUAGAGCAAACAUUUUCCCCCCACUGGUGAAUUACCAUUUUAUCAUAUAUUUAUGGUCCACCUCCUGGCCUGCGUGAAGCUGCUUAAGUUCUUGUACAUCUGUAAAGAAUCAUUUUUUCUCCCAGUGGAAGCUUUGUCAUUUGACCUCAUAAUUUUCCUUUUCUUGUAUAAACAUGUAUUUAGGUUUAUUAGUUCAUGCUAGAGGCUGAAGGAUAUCAAUACUGACUUGUCAUCACAUGCGUACACUACACUACACACACACACACACACACACACACACACACACACACACACACACACACGUAUGUACACGUUUGAGCAGUUGGGCCCAUCAAAGAUUUGAAAUGAGAUUGACCUACCUCCCAGAACUGUGGUGAAAUGGAUUUUGUGGUGAUGUGAUGCAAGCAUGUGUAUUAAAAGCAAUCUGAGUAAA